CACAUGGGUAUCUUCACCUCAGAGCUGAGAAAGUAACUCAGAGCCUGCCUGCCUGCUCAUUUCCUUCCUCCAAACACUCAGCUCAGUUCAAGGAAAUCACUCCUGUUUUCACACACACACCGCCGGACCGCCUUUCUAAAAUGAUCAGUACAGUGCACACGCAGGUAGCUGUAUCCGUCUCCGUUUGAAGAAGCGAUGAAGGGUUUACUCGCGCUGCUGGUUCUGCUGUAUGUCCGAAUUAUCGAGGUAUGUUUUGUGUUUGUCUGUAAGCCUGUCCUGCAUAUUUUCAGCGUCUAUCAGAGUUUGCGGUCAACUUGGACAUGAGCCAGCCGGAAAGAUUCUUUGGAUGUCUAAAAUACCGGUCAAAGACACUGUCUACUGUGAGUUUAGGCUUUACUUAAAAGACUGAAUAGCAUGGGGUGAAAGCUAAAAGAGAAUAAUUUAACUUGUUAUCUAAAGUUUACAAAGUUUUAUUUAUCUUGAAGACUUAAAAACAGGCAACUGGACUGUGUAGAGUUAAGAAGACGUUUCGCCUCUUAUCCAAGAAGCUUCUUCAGUUCUAAAAGUGCUAGUGUCAGGAGCAGAUAUUUAUCUUACUGGAGAAGGGGGACAGUUAACGACUGGCUGGAGUUGAAAAGAAUGGGUCGUAGAAACCCAUCUCUCGGUGUUUCCCCCCCCCCAAGUCGUUAUCCUGAAAGGGUCGUUAGCGACUCCUAUCAUGUGACCACAUGACUCAUGCCACCUGAGUCAUGUGGUUCCAGGUGUGAAUGUUUGUGGAGCUUUCUCCAGAGGGGGUGGACUCAGGCACAAUCUCUCUGGCACUUACAAUGCAGUUCUCAGCUCUCUCCCCAGAAAGCUCCACAAACAUUCACACCUGGAACCACAUGACUCAGGUGGCAUGAGUCAUGUGGUCACAUGAUAGGAGUCGCUAACGACCCUUUCAGGACAACGACUUGGGGGACACACACCGAGAGAUGGGUUUCUACGACCCAUUCUUUUCAACUCCAGCCAGUCGUUAACUGUCCCCCUUCUCCAGUAAGAUAAAUAUCUGCUCCUGACACUAGCACUUUUAGAACUGAAGAAGCUUCUUGGAUAAGAGGCGAAACGUCUUCUUAACUCUACACAGUCCAGUUGCCUGUUUUUAAGUCUUCAAGAUAACCAUGACCUGGAUGAAUGAGAAUCUACAUGGACAAAGUUUUAUUUAGUUUGAUGCUCUAAAAUGCUGUUCUGUGUUCAGGUGUUGUCAUAAAAAGUGUCAUUAAUCACAGAGUCGACAAACACAGGAAACACUCUCAUUUUUUCCACAUCGAAUUCAGUUUUGAUUAUGUCCUGAGUGUGAUAAUACCAUAGAAGUGUCACUGUAUGCUUGAAAAGGUACCAGUUGUGGUGAGGUGACUCUGGAUGAAUAUUUGGUUUCACUUACUCUCUAUCUGAUGCACUUUCAGAAUGAAUGUCUCAUUGUUCAGACUCUCGGUUAUGAAAUAAUGCAGACACACUUUUCUGCUGUCCUGCAGUGUCAUUUGCACGCUUGCCAAAGGAGAUGAGUCAGUCUAGGUAAUUCUUCUUCUGAGCCAGGAGAAAAAGAAAAAAGGCAGACAGUAGCUGAUCAAACUCGACAGGUGUUUUAACUUUCUCAUCACAUGCACGCUGCCAGUGGCCCACCACAAGAGAACCCUGUAUACUUUUCAAUCUAGGUCUCCUGUUGUCGCCUCUGCUUCCUGUUAUACGAGAAAUACACUGCUGCCGUCAGCGUAUUCUGACUGUUGCUUGUAAUUGGAGGGCAAUUACAGGCAAGUACCUCUGCGGUGAGAAACUUUUUACUCUUCUUGCACGGGGCAGGUGUGUGAACCGUGCACUGUCACAACUUCUCAGCGCAGCAGUACUGUGGUUCUGGGUGCAGUAGUUAGGAUAUUUUGGUACACGUGAGGGUGGAGUUGUACUUUAGGCGCUGCAUGGUGCAUGUGUGAAGAGCCUGCCUACAGGACUUUAAAAAAGAAUCAGAGGGUAGAGUUAGCGUAUGGGUGAAAUCCACCUACUCCAACCCAGAGCAGAGACGGCCUGUUAAGCAAGGUCUACAGCUCAGGCCAGCUGCAGUACCAGAAGGGAAAAGGUGGGCACAGGUGUGGGUGGUCUGGUUCUACUUAAAGCUCCUGUCUAAUAAUGAAAAAGGUGAUAAUGAAUUAACCCCCCUUCAUACUGGCUGACUCUAGACAAUCAUAAUGUACCGAUACAAAUGUGCUUUUCUGGCUUAUGUCAAAGUAAGAGGCACAUUUUCUCAUAAGUAAUUCAAAGAUUACUCAGUAUACAGUAAAGCUCAACACCCUGAGCAGUACAAGCUCAGUACAUUUGAGUAAGAAGGCCACAUCAAAGACGAAAACGCUCCUCUCUGUCUUUAUCAGAUCAGUCGAAGAUGAGUUGCUAUAAGUCCUUCACCUCUUUUUCCCACAGGUCUGCUCUCAGCCUUAUCAACCGGACUCAGAGGGAGAGUGUCGCGACCGAACGUUAGAGUACCUCGUUGAUGAUUUAAACCUUUGCUGCAAGAAAUGCCCCCCUGGUAGGUGCUGUCCAGUAAACACAACAGGGACUGUAGUUAAAGUUUAAAAUAUAACACAUAUACUGGCAGUCAUGUUGAGUGUUCAGAAUAGAAUACAGUAUUUAAGGGUGAUGCUGCUGACUCAGGGGGAAACCACAAAACAAAAUUGACAAAAGUUGUGAAAAAUGUCGAUAAAGCUUCAGGAAGCAGGGAGGUACGAUGGAAUACACAAUGUGGCUCACAACUGUGACUCUUAAUACUUUAUAAAUACUGAUGAAUCAAACAGGGAAGUGUAUAUGCUGCAGAAGCAAUUAAUGAAUGCAGUGUAAAAAUACACUUCCCCUCUUAAGCAACUUAGCAUAAAGGACCAACCAAGCAAGAUCUAAAUACAGCACAUGACAAAUCUGCAGAAACUAGUUUAUUUUAUUUUAUUUUAUGCUGAAUGUCUUGAAGAUGGUUUCAUGGUUACCUUUUAAUAGGAACCUGUCAGAUCCCAUAUAUCCCAUAACUCUGACUUAUCUUUCAAACAAUAAUUUCUCUAUUUUAGUCACAGAAAGAAACAAUAAGCAGAGAAUUAGGGUUAGAUUAGUAUUAGACUUCGACAAAUGUUGAUUUUGUCUUAACUUUCAUAUUUCAUUAACAGAUUUUACCAGAUGAAGUUAACUCCUCAAAAAAAAACUUGAUAAGCUGAUACAGAAAGAUGAGGUAAUAGCUCUUGGGAAGGGUUAGUUUGUUCAAUUUUGACAACAGUUAUGAGAUAAAAAAAAAAGAUUUUUUUCACUGAUAGCAGUGUAGCUGAGUAUGGCUGACUAGCGUACACAGCCCUACAUGUUCACACUUCCAUACAGAAAGUUUUGACACAGAUGUUGAGAGAUAUGAGAGUUCAGGCUUGUCAGAUAACAAGGGUGCCUUGCAAACGCACUACUUUCAUUGAGCUGUGGUUGCUGAGUGUAAACUUCCCCAGAUCUAAUCAAGAACAGGAUACCAGCCUUUUAGGUCUCUGUAGUUUAGCUUAUACACCACUCAAUGAGGACAAACUUCUCUGUGGAUGUCCUUAAAACACACUCUUCUGUUUCCUUCUGUGCAGAAAAUGAGGGUAGAAGUAAGUCUUCACCUUGGUGUCUUUCAGCUGAAAAAUGCAUGUGGUACUCCGUUGCUAAGUCUUAGUCUCUCACUGUACCUGAACCUCCUGUGGGGAGUUUUUUGACGUCAAUAAAAUACACUGUAACUCAUAUCGAUCUCUAUCUAUGAUAAACAAAAUCAAACGUACAUCUGUGACAUAACAGACAAUUGAUAUGCUACAAUUUUUAAUGCACGAAACUGCUGCAAAGGGGGAGGUGUUGACAGAGCAGCUUAAGAAACAGCCUUGUUUUUACAUUUACUCAUCAAAAUUUGACGAUAAAUGAUACAUUUGACUGUUAAAAGUUAGCAGCAUAUGAUUUUCUCAGAAGAUACUGUUUAAGUGAGUAGAGGACAUGAUAAGUGAAGACUGCUUUGUCCACAGGGGGCUCCAAAAAGCACGUCAGAACUUGUUACUGCAUUAAAAGAAUAAAAAUAUGAGUAUUCUUUGUGACUGCAUUAAACUCAAAGAAGCUACCCUGGUAAAAAUGACAAGUAUGUAGGUAGUCUGACUUGUCCAAUAACAAAGUUUAUUGUUUGAGUAUUUUAUUUUUAAAAGUGAUUAUUAACACUAGUAUAAAGAUUUAAUGUUAUUUCUAAUCGUGCCAAAAUUAAGUCAAAUCAAAAUAAGUGCAAAUAUCACAAUAUUUUUGAUGACACUACAAUGACUUCUGACUAUGUAUCCGAUUUUAAAUCACAGCAUGAAUAAAAGCAUUUAAAUUUUUUACUCAUGUUGUUGAGCUCCUACAAAGAGAUUAUCCUUUUGCUCAGAGGAUAUUGGUUGUCACAGGAAGUGUGGCAGACACAUAAGGGAAGUACGAUGCUUUGAUUUCCUGAAUAAAAGUAAUCAUUCUUUGCAGUUUAUCCCUCAUACCCUGAUAGCUGUACUUAAAUCAUAUAGAAAAUAUAUCAAAAUGUAUCGAUAUGUACACUAAAUAACACUUGUUUCUAGAUAACUAUUCACUAAUAUCUGCUAAUACAUCAUAUACAAUAUAUGAUACUUGAAUACAAAAAAAUGUGUGAGGCAAUAAAGUGAAUUGUCUUAAUUUUCAAGUUGUUAGUUGUUGGGUGACAACUUAUCAUUUUAUGUUUCAAACUCAUGUUACAAUCAAGUGAAUGUACGUUAUAAAAUCUAUUGAUUAAUCAUAGCAUACUUCAUUGCAGGGCAUCGGCUACAACAACAGUGCUCUGAGAUGAAUGACACUGUGUGCACACCAUGUUCAGCGGGCCUGUACAUGGAAAAACACAACUACUCUCCAAACUGUCGCACCUGCAGCCAAUGCAGAGAAAGUAAGUGGCUGCACUUCAAACUCCAAAAAUGCAAAUUCAUGUAUUGAUUUGUUUCAUUCAUAAACACAUCUUAAGCUCGACAUUUUCUCCCCAAUAAAAAGUCAAAGGCCUGCGGUAUGCCCGGGCCUGCUCUUCAACCACCAUGUCCAAGUGUGAGUGCCAACCGGGGAUGUACUGCAUCAUAGGAUUUGAUAACCCAUACUGCCAGGAAUGUAAAAAAUACCGGAUAUGCAAAGCUGGUUUUGGAGUGUCUGUGGCAGGUAUGCUAUGCACUGAAUAUUUUUAAUGGUAACAACCAUGGAUGUAUAAAUAAAUUGAUAAUUGGAUGGAGAUGGAUGAAUGGAAUUAGUUGUUUAUAUAGAUGAAUGGCUGGCUGGCUGGAUGGAUGGAUGGAUGGAUGAAUGGAUGGAAAUCAAUUGAUGGAUGGUAAGAUGUAUAUGUAGACUAAUUACCAGAUGGAUGUAUAAAUAGAUUAAUGAGUGGAUGGAGAUGGAUGAAUGGAAUUAGAUGUUUAUAGAUGGAUGGAUGGCUGGAUGGAUGGAUGGAUGGAUGGAUGAAUGGAUGGAAAUCAAUUGAUGGAUGGUAAGAUGUAUAUGUAGACUAAUUACCAGAUGGAUGUAUAAAUAGAUUAAUGGGUGGAUGGAGAUGGAUGAAUGGAAUUAGAUGUUUAUAGAUGGAUGGAUGGAUGGAUUGGUUGAUGGAUAGAUGGAUGGAAUUCAAUUGAUGGAUGGUAAGAUGUUUAUGCAGAGUAAAUACCAGAUGGAUAUAUAAAUAGAUUGAUGGGUGGAUGGAGGGAUGGCUCGAUGGAUGGAUGGAUGGAUGGAUGGAUGGAUAGAUAGAUGGAUGAAUGGAUACAUCAAUUGAUGGAUGGUAAGAUGUUUAUACAGAGUAAAUACUAGAUGGAUGUAUAAAUAGAUUGAUGGGUGGAUGGAUGGAUGGAAAUCAAUUAACGGAUGGUAAGAUGUUUAUGUAGAGAAAUCGGAUGGAUGGAUGGAUGGAUGGAUGGAUGGAAAUCAAUUAACGGAUGGUAAGAUGAAUAUGUAGAGUAAUUACCAGAUGGAUGUAUAAAUAGAUUGAUGGGUGGAUGGAUGGCUUGAUGGAUGGAUGGAUGGAUGGAUGGAUUCCUUAAUCCCUUUGAUUACUGACAGAACAGCUACAGUGAUUUCAGUGUUACCCUCAUUCUAACGGUUAUAGUGGGAUUAGUGACAGUUAAAUGCACUAAUAUCUGCUCAUACUAACAGUAGUCAAAUGUGUCAUAGCAUGAUUUUUUUUUGUCAGACUUCUUAAGUGCCUGUAAUUCAUGUUAUUUCCUAUCAAUUUUGAGUUGAAUUAAUGCUUUGUGUGAAAUGUGACUAAACUGUAGAGUGUUACUGUGUGGUUUUCAGGGACGGCUGACUCAAAUGUGAGGUGUGUCAAAUGCCCAGAUGGCACAUUCUCUGAUACAGUCUCUGACAAAGACCCCUGUCGCCCUCAUACUGAGUGAGUUAAGGAUAGACACAUCUGUACACAGCUGUUUGGAGCUCAGAUUUUGACCCUGCGCUCUCUCUCUCUGUCUCUCCAGCUGUCAUGGGAAAGCUGUUCUCAGGAAAGGCAACGCUACAUCAGACACUGUUUGUGAAUCUAAGCCUCUACCAUCCAGCGCAGGGCCUGAAACCCCAACAACAGAAAUCCAUGCUGAAAUUUUUUCCACAAGUGCAAAAACAACAUUGAACACAGUUGCAGCAACCUCGACCUUCAAAGCCCAAGGAGGGCUGACAAACUCUACACCACAUGUCACCCCCUCUGUUCCAGGGGCAGUGUUCAGCAACUCAACAAAGAGCCCACCAUCGAGCACAGUAUCUGACCGAGAACUGGGUAGGUGGAUUGAUUGGUUUCUAUUUCGCCAUUCUAGUAAAGGUGUGAAGUCUGUGGGUAUUUCAAAAUCUCCCUCUUUCUGUCUUGUGCAUGUAUUUACCUCUCUGUUAGCUGCAGUCAUCGCCACUGUCAUCGGAUUCAUUCUCCUUUUCAUCGCCAUUAUGCUGGUGUGCCUUUGUAGAAGAGUCAGGAAGAAAGGUAAAUGUGCCCUAGAAAAAAAGAGGAAUAAUUAUGUCCUUGGUUUGUUGUAGAAGUUGUGACUUUAUCUAAAAUAUAUCCUCCAGUUAAAAAAAUAAGAGCAAUAAUUACAAUGACAAAUGAUGGUCAUUAACCAGAACUGUGUGUCUGAUAUUACUCACCCAAACUGCAUGUUUGCUCUCCUUUCUCUGAACAGAUAAUGCAAAAUUUGAACCUAAAAUAGAUGCAAAUGGAAAUUGUGAGGCUAGCAAUAAAGUGAGUAUGUCUCAUGCUUUUCAUUAUAGAUACUUUUGGUUAAAUUUACAGCCAAACAGAAACAAAAAACUAACUUUGCCAUGUCUUUCUACAGCAGAACAAUGGUGGUUAUUUGGGAGAAACCCAGAUGACUUCAUUUACCAGCACUUUACCAGAACAGCAGUAUCUGCUGGAGAAAGGAGAAACCAGCAGUGACCAGAGUCAGUCUAGUAAUACCACUGAUAGUUUAACCAGAACAGAAGCCUGCAGCAGUGAAGAGUCCAUUGGUCCUCUGCAGUCCAUGGGAUCUCUCCACAAUCCCCACUCUGCGCUGUCAGAGCCCAUGCCUUUGCUCUCUAACACCGAGUCGGACAUUACACAAACAAGCGUCCCCACACAGGUCUCCUCUUCACAGCCCACUGUGACUACCAGUCCUCAGGUCAACGUCAACAUCACAUUUAACAUAGGGAAUGGUUCUGCUGGGACACCAGCCGUUUCGCCUGUAGACUUAAUGCAGGCAGACUUAAAACUCCCCUUUGGCGAGGAGGAGGAGUCAUUCAGCAUCCCACAGCAAGAGGAUGGAAAACAAUCAUUGAUGUCAGCGGAGGAGACUGCAAGUUAUAGGGCAUGAAGGACCACAUACAGAAGUGAACAAUGUUUGUUUUACGUUGUUGUUAAAAAAAAAAACAUUGAAAACAACCUAAAAGGUGACAUGAUGCACUUUUUGGUUAUGGCUUUUUCAAGACAAGUUCAACCUUAAUUUUGUUCCCGUAUCUGAGUUAUCAUUUGCCAGGUUGUUCAUGUAUAUAGAAACCACUGUAAAUAAAGAUGUGUAUACUGUAUUUCAUUCAGAGAUGUAGAGAUACAACCUUUGCAAUAUAAAAUGUAUAUUACGUAUGCUGUUAUCUUGAAUGUAUUUGAAUUAGAAUUUACAAAGUUUUGUACAAAGAGCAUACAAUUUGUUGUUUGCAGUAUGUUGAUGGUGGAAAAAUGAUUUUCAAUCCUAAAUGUAAAUAGUAGGUCGUGCAGUCAUGAUGUAACUCAGAAGUAUGGGUGAGUGUGGAGUACAACACACCUAUUAACAACAGUAAAAGUACUCACUAGGCAGCUGAAAA
Xyrichtys novacula (pearly razorfish) is the source of this 8343-nucleotide messenger RNA. Lineage: Eukaryota; Metazoa; Chordata; Actinopteri; Labriformes; Labridae. The record is from the annotation of a GenBank genome assembly.